GUCAUCGGCAAAACACUGCGUAAACGCCGACAUGCUUCUUGAAACUUUGCGAGUGAACGUCAUCUUCGACAUCCGUACAACCACAUCACCGAUCUUCGAUCCACUACAUCUCUUCACUUCUACACACAUACACAAGAUGUUCGGAGCACCACCCCAGCCAUCCAAGCAGGAGCUUGAGCGCGCCGAGGCGCAGACAAUGACAGACAUCAAGUGGACAGCUGCGUCAGCUGUUGUUCUUUACUUGUCGCCUUUCCUUGUCGACUACGUCUACAAGCUCAUCUAAACGAUUGCGAGCAUCGAAACUAUGACUUCUUGCGACAACUGUAUGAUCAUUCGGCGGCGUUCGUGCGAUCUGUAUCAUAGUGCGCUUGAAUGUAAGCGCUUGUACAACAUGAUGGAAGGUACCGGGCAACAUUCGUGGACAUGGACGAGAGCACGAUAGAUCAGGAAACACCUGGAUUCAUGACGAAUUCGAGGAAGAGAUGGAGCAAGUAAUGGCACUAAGCUUUGUGCUAUGGACUCGAUGAGCCACAAUGUGGUAUCCGCAAUGCCAACCUUUUCGCCAAUGAGAUGAUUGAUAAAUGCUCUUCCAAUCGUACAUGCCAAUGUUCUAUACUCAUCGCGUCGCUGGCUUCUGCUCUUGGACUUUCUCGUACUCGUCGUACUCUUGUUUGGUGUCGUCGACCCAUUUUUUAAGGUGUUCGAGUUGUCUAUCGUAGUCUUUCAGGAGCUGCGCGUAGUGUUAGUCUAGUAUUUCAUAUGGAUAUGCAAUGAACGUA
Molecule: messenger RNA, 779 nt
Organism: Macroventuria anomochaeta
Lineage: Eukaryota; Fungi; Ascomycota; Dothideomycetes; Pleosporales; Didymellaceae
Exons: 3
Coding region: 32-283 (83 amino acids)
Cellular component (GO): mitochondrial outer membrane translocase complex; mitochondrial outer membrane
Molecular function (GO): transmembrane protein transporter activity
Source: RefSeq, a predicted model, not a curated record